Messenger RNA from Colletotrichum phormii, 3069 nucleotides. RefSeq lists its product as uncharacterized. NCBI's taxonomy places the organism in Eukaryota, Fungi, Ascomycota, Sordariomycetes, Glomerellales, Glomerellaceae. The record is from RefSeq and is a predicted model, not a curated record. The transcript has 5 exons. The coding region runs from base 1 to 3069 and encodes 1022 amino acids.
AUGAAGGUACAAAAUUGUGCCCCAUGGGUGUGCUUGGUGGCAUGCGCCAGCCUCAUCAAGGCUCUACUAGAAGAGCCUUUCAUCGCAUUUGAAGGCUCGGCGGGAUCUAUCGAGCUUCAGGGUGCGACUUUAAUCCACGAAGCCAACGAUCCUGUGGGUAUUAGCAUUGCAGUCAAUAGUCUGGCCGGCGACUUCGAGCAGAUCACAGGGACAAAGCUACCCGUCUACGUGUGGACUGCCCCAAAGGGGAAUAACCAAACCGGAGCACUCAAGGCUGGAAAUUCAACGAUCAUGACCGAUGUUGCGAUCAUUGCUGCAACGGCCGAUUCAGCACUUGUACGGGAUCUCGUCGCCAGCGGGAAGAUAGACGUCGAAGACAUUAGUGGGAAGUGGGAGACAUUUCGAACUCAGGUCGUCGAGAGCCCUCUGCCUGGGAUUUCCCACGCUUUGAUCAUCGUGGGUAGCGACAAGCGUGGUGUCAUUUUUGGCAUUUAUACGCUUUCUGAGCAAAGUGGACAGUCACCUCUACAUUGGUGGGCAGACGUGCCGACGACCAAGCACGCCCAAAUCUACGCUAUCAACAAGAUCACGACUCACGGCGAACCCAGCGUCAAAUACCGAGGUCUCUUCAUCAAUGACGAAGCACCCGCACUCGUCGGCUGGUGGGGCCGGAAAAAGAACAACGUCGGCAACUUUACUCUAGACUCCGAGUUGUACGAGCACGUCUUUGACCUGCUUCUCCGACUCAAGGCCAACCUCAUCUGGCCUGCGAUGUGGGCGAGCUACAUCCCCAAGCCGGGGAGAAUCUUCUUCACGGACGACCCGCGGAACCAACAAUUGGCGGAUGACUACGGCAUUGUCGUGUCUACUAGCCACCAUGAGCCCAUGCAGCGGGCAAGUAAUGAGUGGAAGAAGGAUCCGAAGGGCGACUGGGACUGGGUUAACAAUAAAGAGAACGUGGUCGCUUUCAUGGACGAGGGAAUUCGUCGAGCGGGCAAUAAUGAGUCCUACUUUACACUGGGCAUGCGAGGGACUGAUGACGGUCCCAUUGAUGCAGACGAUCCUAUUGCCGUCCUUGAGGAUGUCUUCGCUACAGAACGGGAGAUCUUGGCAAAGUACCACGGAAAGGUUACAGCGACAAAUCAGGUGUGGACUAUAUACAAAGAGGUUGCCACGUACUAUGCGGCUGGCUUGAAACCUCCCGAAGAUGUGACCUUGAUGUUUACUGAUGAUAAUUGGGGAAACAUUCAACGACUUCCGACCGAGGAAGAGAGUGAGAGAUCUGGAGGCAUUGGCGUCUACUUCCACUUCCAGUACGUUGGCAAACCAAAGAGCUGGAAGUCUCAAAACACGAACAACUUUCCCAAAGUCUACAAAGAGCUAUCUCAGGCCUACGAGCGCGGUGCGCGGCAAAUCUGGGUCAUGAACGUAGGCGACAUCAAGCCCAACGAGCUACCGCUAUCCUUUGCCAUGGACAUGGCAUGGAAUGCGAGCAAGUUUGACUUUGCCGAAAUUCCCUCCUACCUGACGGCACUCGCAACUCGUGACUUUGGUCCAGAGCACGCCGAAGAGAUCUCUUCCGCGCUCAUGACCUACAGCCAUCUGGUCGGGAUGCGCAAGUUUGAGAUACUUCAGCCCACGACAUACUCCAUCCUCAACUACCGUGAAGCAGAUCGUGUUCUAAAGGCCUGGGAGCAGCUGGCAGAUAAGGCCCAGGCUCUACACGAAGCCGUGCCGGAGGAUCGCCGCAUCGCGCUGUUCCACCUCCUUACGUACCCUGCCCUGAUCGGAUAUCACUACCAUUUCAUCGUGAUCAACUCGGGGAGGAAUAGGCAAUACAGCUACGAGAGGCGGAACUCCGCGAACUUGGUUGCCGAACAGGUUCUCCAGCACUUUGACGAAGACUUCGGCCUCACAGAGGAAUACGAUACCAUGCUAGACGGUAAAUGGAAAGGCCUGCUCACUACACCAAAGUACGACAUGGACCUUACCGACUGGCGGCCCUCAUCCAGCGACGUGGUAGCCAACCUUUCAUAUGUCCAGCAGCGGCAAGCAUUCGACUGGGGCGUCGGCGAACUCGGCAUCUACGUCGAGAAUUCUCUCAGCGCAUACCGUCAAGGCCGUAUCUGCGGAUCCAUCCACCCAGCACUACCAACCGACGAAGGCUUUUCUCCGGUCCUGCCGGCCAUGGAGCCUCACGGGCCAAAGUUCCGGCUCAUUGAGCUUUUCCACCGCGGCGACCACCGAAAGCCCAUCAACUGGACGCUGGAGGUUCCGUACCCUUGGGUUCUUGUGACCACUACUUCUGGCAUCUUGUCCGACGACAAGUCCGAGGAAAGAAUCGAAGUAUCGAUCGAUUGGAGCUCGGUGCCUGCCGACUUCAACGAGACUGUUGCAAUCCGCGUGGAAUGGGAUCCGGCUCCUUACUUUGACCUGAUCCAUAUCCCUGUGCUGAACCACCAUGCCCCCGAAGACUUCGUCGGCUUCCCUGAGACAGCCGGCCUUAUCUCCAUCGAAGGACCCCACUAUCAACGCGCAUCAGCCGAGUCUGAGAUUGGCACCGGGGUAGCAUUCACGCACAUCAAGUACCUUGGCUCCCGUUCCGAAUCAGGAUCCGUCGCUCCGAGACCGUUUACUGCUGCUAGACAGUCCAGCGAAGCAGCCCGUACUGCCUGGGUAGAGUAUGAUAUCUACAUCUUCUCCAACAUCUCAAAGGCAAUCAACGCCACGGUCUACAUCAACGGCGCACUCGACACGGACCCAGACCUCCCUAUGGAGUUCUCACUCACACUGGCGGAUGACAGUAAUGAGAGUGGCGGCAGUGUGAACUUUACACGUGUGCUUGGCGAUCCUGCCACGCCGGGCGAUACACCUCCGGAAUGGAACGACAAUGUGGCGGAUCAUGUGUGGACGAAAGUAGUACAGCUGCCAAAUUUGAGCCCGGGGAAGCAUACUCUUCGUUGGCAGGUCAAUUCGCCAGAGGUCUAUCUUGAGAAGAUCGUGUUGGCGGUAAAUGGGACUGUCGCGGGGAGUUAUCUUGGGCCGCCAGAGACUGGGGUCAGAUUCUGA